AUGGAGAGUGGAACGAACGGAAACAUCUCUUCCCGGCUUCACCUGAACAACCGCAUUAACGCGAAUGACAGGGUUGACACCUAUGGGUUUGAGAGGCCUGAGGGUUAUGAAUCCUAUGAGGAGAUGAUGGCUCAAUAUGUAGCCGUUCUCAACAGGCAGUCUGCCAAGUGGUCCAAACUCCUGCAGGGGAAAGUCAACGUGGAAAAUAACCAGAAGGUGAAGCGGUACGUGCGUAAGGGUGUGCCCAACGAGCACCGAGCCCAGAUCUGGAUGGCAGCCAGCGGUGCCCAGGAACACCUGGAGAAGAACCCGGGGUACUACCACUCUCUGCUGGGCACCGAGCAGCAGCACGACGCCAAGCUGGAGGAGACAGUCCGCAUAGACAUGCACAGGACAUUCCCCGAAAACGUGCAGUUCCGGAAGAGCUCUGAGCCCUGUCUGCAGAAGGCCCUGUACAAUGUGCUGCUGGCAUACGGACACCACAACCAGGUUGUGGGAUACUGCCAGGGUAUGAAUUUCAUUGCAGGCUACCUCAUCAUCAUCACUAAGGAUGAAGAGAAGUCCUUCUGGCUGAUGGAUGCUUUAUUGGGAAGAAUACUCCCCGACUACUACAGCCCGGCCAUGCUGGGGUUGAAGACGGACCAGGAGGUGUUGGGGGAGCUGGUAAGGGUCAAAGCCCCAGCCGUGUGGCAGGCCAUGGUCCAACACAACGUCAUGUGGACCUUGGUGGUCUCCCAAUGGUUCAUCUGCCUCUACAUCGACGUCCUGCCUGUAGAGACAGUUCUGCGGAUCUGGGAUUGCCUGUUUUACGAGGGUUCUAAGAUCCUGUUCCGCGUGGCCUUAACUCUGAUUCGCCACCACCAGGCUGAGAUCCUGCAGGCCCGCUCCAUGGUCGAGGUGUGUGAGCGCUUCAAACUGAUCACCCAGGGAGCCUUUACAUACGACUGCCACACCUUCAUGCAGGAAAUCUUCAGGGAACCAGGAAGUCUCUCCAUGGCAACCAUCAAUAAGCUGCGGGAGACGUACAGAGAGCGUAUCGUGGCGGAGGAGACCAGACUCUGCCCCUGA
Molecule: messenger RNA, 1068 nt
Organism: Salvelinus namaycush (lake trout)
Lineage: Eukaryota; Metazoa; Chordata; Actinopteri; Salmoniformes; Salmonidae
Product: growth hormone-regulated TBC protein 1-A-like
Exons: 8
Coding region: 1-1068 (355 amino acids)
Source: RefSeq, a predicted model, not a curated record